Messenger RNA from Camelina sativa (false flax), 1207 nucleotides. Its product is annotated as importin subunit alpha-8-like. The record is from RefSeq and is a predicted model, not a curated record. Gene Ontology annotation, molecular function: protein binding. NCBI's taxonomy places the organism in Eukaryota, Viridiplantae, Streptophyta, Magnoliopsida, Brassicales, Brassicaceae.
AAUCGAUUAUAAGUUGAGCAUUUUUAGAAUCGUUUAGGAUCUCAUAUGUGUCGGUCAUCAUUGGUUAGUCAAAUUAACAAAAGGAAGAAAAAAAAUUCGACCCAAGCUUUUUUCUUCCUCUCUCUUUCAUUUCUUUCGAUCCCAAAAUCGGUAAAUUGUCUCAAUCCGUUGAAUUAAGAGAAUAGAUGAGUCGGAUAUGGGUUUCUAAUCCGACGUUAUCACCAUCCAAGCGACGCCGGUGACAACUUCGGCGAUAUCCGAUUCCUCAACCGCAAACACCAAACGGAGAAGUAAAAGAAAACUCUGAGUUUGGUUCAAGGACGCUCAAAUCUUGUCCCCAUGCAAUGAUUCAACAGAUGAAACCUGCUCUCCCUGCACUUGAACUACUUCUUCAUUCAAACGAUGAAGAAGUCGUGAAAAAUGCUUGCUUGGCACUAUGUGAUAUCUCUAAUGGUUCUGAAGAUGGUAUCCAAAGUUUGAUUGAGGCUGACUUUGUCUCAAAACUAGUUCAAUUUCUCAAACACCCUUCUCCAGCGGUGCUUCUUCAUGCACUUCGUACCAUUGGGACUAUAACUGCUGGAAAUAAUCAGCAAACACAGGGCUCUGAAUGUUCCUCUUUGAACUUAUCCUUCAGUCUGGUCAAUUGGGGUGCUUUACCAAUUCUUUCCAACUUACUUACUCGAAACUAUGAGAAAUACAUAAAGAAGCCUGCUUGCUGGGUGAUUUCAAACAUUACUGCAGGCACUGUAGAACAAAUUCAGGGUGAGGAUUGCUAUGCUCACUUAAGUUCUGACUAAAGCAUUCGAGUGCCAUUGCUUCAGCUCUCCAGUCAGAGUAGUUUGUACACAAGUUUACGCGCCUUCCACUCUAGACUCUUCUCUAUAUACAUGAGAAUUGUGGUUCUCACCAUCGGUAGUCGACUCUUCUGAUACCUCAGGCGCAAUAAUAGACAUGGUUUGUGGAUUCUCAUGUCCAGAAUGUGCUGAUAUCUCAGCCAGAUCAGGAUUGGCCAAUGCUUCUUCACGACAAGAUGAGGCUGAGAGGUUACUGCAUCCUGUGUGAAGAUCUCUUGGAGUAUCUGACAUCAGAGUUCCAUUUUCUGAACUGAUUUCAGAAGUUGAAAUAAACUGUUUAGAAACCCAAAAUUAUGAUCUACCAUUGGAGCAUGACAUUUUACAGUUUUUUUAAAAAGUUUUUAAGUUAAUUA